AUGUAUGUUGUGAUAGUCACGUCGGUCUUCACGGGGCUGGCGCUUUAUGUUGUCGCCCUCCGGCUAUACACUCGGUUCUAUCUAGUGAAGGCUCCUGGGCUGGAUGAUUUGAUUAUAUUAUGUGCAUUGCUCGUCGAUGUGUCAUUCUAUUCCUUUAUACUUCUUGAAAAAUCAUAUGGCCUCGGCCUCCGCUCAACAGAACUCUCCGAACAUGACAUCCAACACCAACUAUUUUGGCUAUGGCUUUCGAUCCCUUUCUACAAUAUGACCAUGAUCUUCGCCAAGCUCUCCGCACUAAUACUCUACGCCCGCCUCUUCCGUCCCCGUACCUUCCUCAUAGUUAACUACAUCUCAAUGGGCUUCCUCAUCAUCGCAGGUCUAUGGACGAUCCUGAGCGGCUUUUUCUUCUGUGUUCCUGUCCGCGCCUUCUGGGAUCCAUCCGAAGAAGUCCGCCUAGACAAAUGUCUACCCGUCGUCCCGGUCUGGUUCACCAAUGCGGCACUCCAGACUUCUACCGAUCUGCUGAUAUUGGUUUUGCCCUUGCCCCUGUUGUGGAAGUUACAGCUACCGAAAAGACAAAAGUGGGGGAUACUUGUUGUCUUUAGUCUUGGAAUCUUUAUUGUUGGCGUCAGUGCCGCUCGCUUGUAUCCAUUGAGCAUUAUGGUUGGCGAUGGAGAUUUUAUGGAAGCAAAUGCCGAAGCAGCCCUCUGGUCCUCCCUCGAAGCAAACGUAUCCAUCAUCUGCAUCUGUCUGCCACCACUCCACCCACUCCUCUCCCGCGCCUUCUCAUUCUUCUGGCUUCCUCGGCCAAUAAAUUCACGACGACCCUCAAAGACUUACUCCAAUAGAACGCAGAUGACCGAGCCUCUCAACCGGGAUGGCGGUAUCUGGUGCAACGAACUCUUCAGUCCCGGACCGACGAGUUACUCUGCUAGUAUUUCCAAGGUCGAUACCAAUGAAGAAGCACACGAAAAUGAGGAGGGCAUUCGUGUUAAGCGGGAGUUGAGGAUGCAGUCUGAGAAUAUUGUUACUCCUUCUCGACGUCUUUCUGCGAAUGGUGCCCCUCUAGAUAUGGAGAUGGGGGAGGGGGCGGCGGCGGCGAUGAGUCAUCCUGCGCCUGAGAAUCCAUACUCCAUUUCUAGUGUUGAGAGGGAUUUCGGAGAUUUCGAGUUCCCGGACUAUAAGGAGAGAAUGAAUGCUCCUAUUUGA
Molecule: messenger RNA, 1209 nt
Organism: Penicillium samsonianum
Lineage: Eukaryota; Fungi; Ascomycota; Eurotiomycetes; Eurotiales; Aspergillaceae
Exons: 6
Coding region: 1-1209 (402 amino acids)
Source: RefSeq, a predicted model, not a curated record